UGUUGCAGGACAUGUUUCAUUGUACGAACAUUCUGUCGAAAAUGAGCUCGAUUGUCGCUGUAUAGUUUAAAGCGCUUCCGAUUUGAUGAUUUUCACGGACGCGUUUGUAUUUUGUUUGUGUGUGUGUGUGAGACCGAGUUCUGCAGCACUUGCGAAGCAGCGUGAUUUUUAGUGAACAGGAUCCAAAGUGUUGAAGAGACUCUGCUUCUGAGGAAUCAAGCCCCGGUCCUGAACGCAUCACUCAGCGAGCCUUCCGUCCAGCUCAUCUGAACGCAUCAAAUACGACCCUACGCCGGUUUCAACAAAUCUGUUCCGCUUGCCCGGGUUCUUCUGGAUCUUGCCGUCAUGAAUGGGUUUAGCACGGAAGAGGACAGUCAUGACGGCCCGCCUGCCCCGCCGUUCUUCGGUCAGAGUUGCUGUCUGAUCGAGGACGGGGAGCGCUGCGGCCGUUCGGCUGGAAACGCCUCCUUCAGCAAGCGUAUUCAGAAGAGCAUUUCACAAAAGAAACUUAAGCUCGAUAUCGACAAAAGUGUUCGACAUUUAUACAUCUGUGACUUCCACAAGAACUUCAUUCAGAGUGUCCGCAAUAAACGCAAGAGAAAGACCAGUGAUGAUGGUGGUGAAUCACCUGAUCAUGACGUCGAAGUCCCUGAGGUGGAUCUGUUCCAGUUGCAGGUGAACACACUGAGACGUUACAAGAGGCACUACAAAAUCCCAACAAGACCUGGAUUGAACAAAGCCCAGCUAGCAGAGACUGUGAGCCGCCACUUCCGGAAUAUUCCUGUUAAUGAAAAGGAAACGCUCACAUACUUUAUUUAUAUGGUAAAGAGCAGUAAAAGCCGACUGGACCAGAAAUCAGAUGGAAGCAAACAGGUGGAAUAAGGUUCACACUACUCCAUUCACAGUGGUUCCUUGUAGACAUGUAUCUUAAAUUGACAAAAAGUAAAGGUGGACAUGCAGAUGAUCAAGUCCUUGUUGGAAUACAUAUUUAUAAGUCUGCACAAUGUGUCUGAUGUCAGGUCACACAUGUGAGUGGACAACUCGUGUCACUGGUGUGAAGUGCUUUUCAUUGUUUUAGUCUUGUAGUGAUUAGCUGCUUCAACAUUUGUGCCAAACCUGUCCAAAAGAAACAAAAAUACACCAUCUAUAAUUAAGAGAUAAGGGCACAAAAAACACAUUUUGUUUCAUGUUUUUCUAAUGUUUAAAGGGAUAGUUCACCCAAAAAUAAAAAUUCUGUCAUGAAUUACUCACUUUCUAGGUUUUUCUAAACCUGCAUAAAUUAGUUUGUACUGAUGAACACAGAGAAAGAUAUUUGGAAGAAUGUUUGAAACCAAACAGUUCUUGGUCACCAUUGACUACCAUAUUAUGACAAUGGCUGUCCAAAUGUUUGCUGUCCUACAUUCUUAAAAAUAUAAGAUUUUGUGUUCAACAGAACAAAACUAAGUAAUUUUUUCUACUAUGGUAGUCAUUGGGGCCAAGAACGGAUUGGUUAUAAGCAUUCUUCCAAAAAUCUUUCUCUGUGCUCAUCAGAACAAAGACAUUUAUACAGAUUUGGAACAACUCGAAGGUGAGUUAAUGAUGACUUAAUUUUUUUUGUUGGGGUAGCUGUCCCUUUAAAUAUCACAGUUAUCCAGUGAGGAUGAAAGCAUGAUAAUAACACUGAAUGACUUUUUGUGCUCAAAUGUGGUUACUUUUGUCGUCAAGUUAUACAAAUACUAGCCUCACAGCUGACAAAUACAAGCCUGCGCAUUUACUUGGAACUAAAAUAUUUUCUCAUAGUUUGUUUCAGCCUCUCUUGCUUUGUGUGAACAUUUGCAUUUUACAGACAGCUGUAUGGUUGCAAUAUAUAGCGUAUUUGUAGAUUUUGCUGUUAGUUUUCUUGUUUUAAUAUCUAAACAUUGUUUGUUUGUUUUUUUAAAGCUUUCUUUAUUUGAAAUAAUCAGACUAAAUACAGUUCUUGUGUCAACUAUUAUUUUCAUGAAUUAUUAAAAAAAAACAUUGCACAGUUGUUCAACUAUUAAACUCUUCUGGCCAUUUCACAUUAUCACUAGUGUAGUAAGCUGUGCCAGUUUAGAGAUAACUGAAACUACUAGUUAUAUUUCAAUAUGUCUGAUAUGAACAGAAAUUACAUAUCUAUAAUGUACAUUUUCUUGUAGUUGGAGACAGUCUAUUAUGACUAUUAGUUGAGCCACCUGCACAGCUUACCCUGAAGGAUCUGAAACACUUCACAAAUGCUUUCUUAUUUAAUUUAUGGCUAGCCAAACUAUUGACAUGAUUUUAUAUGUUGGCAAAUGUACCAAUAUGUAUGAUAAAUAUUUUUAGAUGUGAAUUAAAAUUGUUUGCUUUCACAUAA
This is a messenger RNA of Triplophysa dalaica, 2353 nucleotides long. RefSeq names its product sap30-like (gene sap30l). Bases 346 to 882 code for a protein of 178 amino acids. Gene Ontology annotation, molecular function: transcription coregulator activity; protein binding. Gene Ontology annotation, cellular component: histone deacetylase complex. The transcript is spliced from 4 exons. Gene Ontology annotation, biological process: regulation of DNA-templated transcription. NCBI's taxonomy places the organism in Eukaryota, Metazoa, Chordata, Actinopteri, Cypriniformes, Nemacheilidae. The record is from RefSeq and is a predicted model, not a curated record.